UUGAGGUCUCCCCAUGAAUAGGAAAAGCACAGCGCCAUCUUUCGGAGAGUUUCUUCGCACUAAGCUCUUGAUCCCAAGCUUCGCCAUAUUUGACGUCCUAACAACGCUGAGAGGAAACACUGCCGUUGUGUAGCCCCCAGUAAUGACUGCAUUGAGCCCUGUACCUCCUGAUUAAACUGGUUGGAUGCCCCCAUUAUCAUUCAGCCUCUUGACAACAACUUUUACGAAAACAUCAGCAUCUCAUCCUGGAGGCCAACUGCCAGGAGAAUUAGAGACCUUUGUGAGUAGAAUAUGUCUGGCCCUGUUCCAAGCCGCUCUCGAGUUUACCCUGAUGUAAACACACAGAGGCCUCGGGAAUACUGGGACUAUGAGUCCCAUGUCGUUGAGUGGGGAAACCAGGAUGACUAUCAGCUUGUCAGAAAACUGGGUAGAGGCAAAUAUAGUGAAGUGUUUGAAGCCAUAAAUAUCACAAACAAUGAAAAAGUGGUUGUUAAAAUACUGAAGCCUGUCAAGAAAAAGAAAAUCAAGAGAGAAAUAAAAAUCCUUGAAAAUUUAAGGGGUGGUCCAAAUAUCAUCUCACUGUUAGAUAUAGUCAAGGAUCCUGUGUCCCGAACCCCUGCCCUGGUCUUUGAACAUGUGAACAACACAGACUUUAAGCAAUUGUAUCAAACCCUUUCUGACUUCGAUAUACGGUUCUACAUGUAUGAAAUACUUAAGGCUUUGGAUUACUGUCACAGUAUGGGGAUUAUGCAUAGAGAUGUCAAGCCACACAAUGUAAUGAUUGAUCAUGAACACAGAAAGCUCCGUCUAAUUGACUGGGGAUUGGCAGAAUUCUACCAUCCAAAUCAAGAGUACAAUGUGAGAGUGGCGUCCAGGUACUUCAAAGGACCUGAGCUGUUGGUAGACUACCAGAUGUACGACUACAGCCUGGACAUGUGGAGUUUGGGAUGCAUGUUGGCCAGCAUGAUCUUCAGAAAGGAACCGUUCUUUCAUGGCCAUGACAACUAUGAUCAGCUUGUGCGAAUUGCAAAAGUACUUGGCACAGAGGACCUGUACGACUAUAUUGACAAGUACAACAUUGAAUUGGAUCCACGGUUCAAUGACAUUUUGGGAAGACAUUCACGUAAAAGGUGGGAGAGGUUUGUGCACAGUGAAAAUCAACAUUUGGUUAGCACAGAAGCUCUAGACUUCCUGGACAAACUGCUGCGCUAUGACCAUCAAGCCCGCCUCACAGCCAGAGAGGCCAUGGAUCAUCCCUACUUUUAUCCCAUUGUCAAAGAUCAGGGAAGAGGGGCCACUCCUGGAGGCAUGGCUGCCAGUUCCACGCCAGUCAGCUCCUCAAGUAUGAUGGCUGGCAUCACCUCAAUGUCCUCUGCACAGCCAAUGGCUAACAUUGCUGGAUCCCCGGUCAUCUCUGCCCCCAACACUCUGGCCACACAGGUCCCUGCAGCCACUGGGGCUCAGCCCUGAAGCCUUUCCCUGUGUCUGUGUGCUCAUGGCCAUGCCUGCCUAGCCCCACUGUGGCCUAGGGCCAUGGCUCCCCUUUUUAUGUUGAAAAUAACAAAGAAGAUUUCAAUUGCUUUUCACAUUCAGUUAUUUUGACACCUGGACUUGACAGAAAUGUAUUGUUGCGCCUGUCAGGAUUAUUAGAAUUAAUUUGGGUGUGUAUUUGACAAUGCUGUUGUCGAGAAAUUCUAAUAAGAUGUAGACAUGAAGAGAAUGGAUAAUAAAAUUUAUUUUGUAUGUUCCAAAUAUACAGUCUUGCUUGAAACUGUUUGAUGGGGAUCCUGCUGUAUUACACUGUGAACCUAAACACAACUUCACAAACUGAGUCCGGAGUGUGGUGUGCCCUGCCUACAGUGCUCAAUGGUUGCACAUGAUGUAACAAUGCAGCAGUUGUUGGUGUUUUGAAGUUGUUAGAUGCUAUCAUUCAUUAAUUGGAUUUUGUAGAUAUUCUACAGUUACUGUCAGGUUGCAUGCACCCAAUGCUGAGUAUCACAGGGUCAAUAGUUUGCCAAUUUUAUGUUUCUUUCACUUCUGUAUGUGUAUGUAUGUGUUCAUGUUUGUUUUUUAUGAAGUCUCUUACACAUGAUUUUGAUUACAUAGACAAUUUUGUAACUUUUGUUUUAUGUUGGAAAGACUCAUCAACUUCAAAAGCAACUUCAAAAAUAAACAAUUUAAACAGGG
Messenger RNA from Periophthalmus magnuspinnatus, 2187 nucleotides. RefSeq names its product casein kinase II subunit alpha. Bases 292 to 1470 code for a protein of 392 amino acids. Gene Ontology annotation, biological process: protein phosphorylation. Lineage: Eukaryota; Metazoa; Chordata; Actinopteri; Gobiiformes; Gobiidae. The record is from RefSeq and is a predicted model, not a curated record. Gene Ontology annotation, molecular function: protein serine/threonine kinase activity; ATP binding. The transcript has 15 exons. Gene Ontology annotation, cellular component: protein kinase CK2 complex; nucleus; cytosol.